This is a messenger RNA of Drosophila melanogaster (fruit fly), 2461 nucleotides long. RefSeq names its product Dpr-interacting protein lambda (gene DIP-lambda). Bases 412 to 2058 code for a protein of 548 amino acids. Gene Ontology annotation, cellular component: plasma membrane. The transcript is spliced from 12 exons. The record is from RefSeq and is marked reviewed. Lineage: Eukaryota; Metazoa; Arthropoda; Insecta; Diptera; Drosophilidae.
UAAACGUGACGGUCGAAUUAAACAAGGAAGACAAAUAAGCGGAAUCACAUUCACCCCUGUAAAAUUACCGCAAGUUGAAUCGUAAUAAUAAGUUGUUUCGGAUAAAACCAUUAUAACUAAACGCAAAUGCAUAAAGUCAUUUUUUACGGUUAAUAAAAACUAUCUUACGACGGAAAAGGCGAGUCAGAGGAAAUUGAUCCACAGUUUUUGGCGAAGUUAAGUAACACAACGGUCCCCAUAGGACGUGACAUAUCAUUCACUUGUGUUGUUGACAACUUGGGUCAUUAUCGGACUUUAUUUUAGGAUGCCACAAACAAAAAUGAAAUAUUGGGAUCACAUCUAAUUUCUAUGACUUAUUUUGCAGUUAUAAGUAUAUUUGGUACCUGAAUAUUUUGAAUCAAUUGAUAUUCAAUGUUGACAAAAAAGACUGCUCGGAUAAAAAUGUACAACGGAACUUUAGCGUGCAGCAUAGCUUUUAUUCUAAUCAAGGCGAUAACUAUUACUAAAUGCCACGCUGUGGCUCAUAUACAUGGAAAAGGCGAGUCAGAGGAAAUUGAUCCACAGUUUUUGGCGAAGUUAAGUAACACAACGGUCCCCAUAGGACGUGACAUAUCAUUCACUUGUGUUGUUGACAACUUGGGUCAUUAUCGGGUUGCAUGGAUAAAAUCUGAUUCAAAGGCCAUACUUGGUAUACACACCCACAUGGUCUCACUAAAUCCAAGAUUAUCUGUAACACAUAACGGCCACAAUACUUGGAAACUCCAUAUAUCUCGUGUACAGAUAAACGACUCCGGAAGUUAUAUGUGCCAAGUAAAUACAGAUCCGAUGAAGAGCCUUUCCGGAUAUUUAGAUGUUGUUGUACCUCCAGAUAUUUUAAACCACCCAGAACAUAAUCCAGAGGACGGCGUCUGUCAAGAGGGUGGAAGUAUUUCACUUAUGUGCAGCGUGACAGGCGUUCCAAGACCAAAAGUACUGUGGCGACGUGAGGCGGGAAAGGAAAUAAUACUUCGCACGGAUGGUAGAGAUAAAACAGGUUUUAAGUCGGUGGAAGGAGAAAGGCUUGUCUUAACAAAUGUGCAACGUUCUGAUAUGGGAGGAUACAAUUGCAUCGCGUCUAAUGGAAUACCUCCUUCAGUUAGCAAGCGUUUUAACGUUUACGUUAAUUUUUCACCAACAGUUAAAGCCAUAAGUCAGUUGGUUGGAGCACCAGUAGAAAGAGAAGUAACUUUGGAAUGCAUUGUAGAAGUUUUCCCCAAACCUCUUAAUGGUUGGUACCGCAGUGAAGGAAAUAUUAAAUUGCACAACGGAAACAAAUAUAAUAUUUCUGAAGAAGUGAUUAACAUAUACACAUGGCAUCUCAACCUUACCAUAAGACAUCUGACUAAAUCAGAUUUUGGAACUUAUAGUUGUUCCAGCGUUAAUGCCCUCGGUAAAAGUGAAUCACUUAUUCGAUUGCAAGAGCUACGGCUGCCCCCCAAGUUGACUACGACACCAACACCACACAUGCAAACAACAGGAAAAUCCCGACGGAAGCACCCAGCAAGUCACAAGAAGGGCCUGAACGAGGUGUUACGAUUUCAGGAAACGCAUUUCGCAAAUCAAAUUCAACAGGAGAACGAAGAUCAUAACGAAGGGUUUGAUUUGUUAAAGUUCACUAACAGUGAAAAUUCUAAUAUCGUUUUAGAAAGUGGACACAUCAACAGCAUGAUAAACAAAGAGGACGUAAACAUUUAUCAUCCAAAACAAUAUGGUCAAGAAAAGACUAACAAGCCAUCUGGGACCAUACCAUCAACACGUACACCCUGGAUACUCACAAAUGCGGGAUCUCAACGGCCUGCGCUCACUUCGUAUGCAACAGUUGCGUUGAUUACAUCUUUUUGGUUGUUUUUCUGGCGUGUGUUUCACUCUUUAGACUGGGAUGCAAUAAGAGUUUCUUCUGUUGUUCACCAUGUUGUUGUUUUUAAAAGAAGAUCAUAUUUUGAAGCGCCCAAUUAUGCACUCCGCAUCACUGUACUGCAAAUGCUUCAGGAACUAAGGACUUUAGUAAUCGAGCAAUAAAUUUUAUAUUAUGAACAAUGAUGCAUUAUUAUAAAUGCGUUAAUCAGGGAGCAUACUUUUAAAUGACAACAAUCAAUCGUUUGUAUUUAUAUGUUUGAAUUGUCUUAAAUAGUACAUUCUCAGAUAAAAUUGAGUGCAUUUUUUUCAAUUAUAAUUGAAACAUUGUUAUAAUAUCACAUUUAAAACAAAAAAGAGGCAAACAGACCCUAUUGAAUAUUUAUUAUCAUUAUUGAAAUCAAAUGUAUAAAUGAAUAUAUUACCAAUAUUGUAUCUAAAAAAUUACCUUUUAAAUACUCAGAAAGAAAUUACAGGACAAUAAAGUACUACGUAUACAAAUUUACUAUAUAAACCAAAGAAGAGUUUAACAAAUUUUAUUAAUGAAAAUAAAUAAAAUAAGUUUAAC